Achroia grisella is the source of this 7379-nucleotide messenger RNA. Its product is annotated as unconventional myosin-IXa-like. The transcript has 34 exons. The coding region runs from base 237 to 6383 and encodes 2048 amino acids. The record is from RefSeq and is a predicted model, not a curated record. Gene Ontology annotation, biological process: intracellular signal transduction. Gene Ontology annotation, molecular function: protein binding; ATP binding; GTPase activator activity. Lineage: Eukaryota; Metazoa; Arthropoda; Insecta; Lepidoptera; Pyralidae. Gene Ontology annotation, cellular component: myosin complex.
AAAACGUUAUCAUUAUUUUUACUAUUGUAAAUAAUUAUUUAUAGUGAAUAAAUGGUGUGGUGCAGAGAGAUAACUUUGACAAAUAACAGGAUAACAAGUUAUUUUGUAUAAAUAAAAUUAAUAUGCAUUUCAAGAGGCAUAGACAUGUGAGGAAAUUGGUCAAAGAAUAUGAUGUGGUAAAGGUAUCUGGAGACUGAUUGGAGCAUUUUCAAUUAAGAGCAGAACAAUGACACAGGAUGACUAGUACUGAUAGGUUUAUUGUGCAGGUGUUUGUUGGUGCACUGUCUGCUCACUAUGAGGCAUUAUCUGUGGAAGCCUCCAAACAAACUAGUUCAGAAGAAAUAGUGUCAUGUAUAGCUGACAAAUUAAAUCUCAGCGAUGGAUCUGGAGGACCAUAUGAAUUGGCUGAGAUUGUGGAAGAUGUUAAUAGUGGUGGGGUGUGCAAGGAGAGGCGACUUGGCCCCAAUGAGUCUCCAGUUGCUGUCAUGAUGCUAUGGCCCAACAACUCUGAACAAUAUUACAGGUUCUACUUGCGAGAAAAAAUACCAGACGAACCAUGGAUGGAGAAUUUCUCUGUAGACCCUCAGCUGAUAAAGGACUACUUCCAGAGGUUUCUGUACCAGCCCAAAGAUCGAGAAUAUCCCGACUUAUGUCAGCUGCCGGAGCUCAACGAACAGACGCUUUUGGACAAUUUAAGGGCGAGAUUCGCAGCCGGAUAUAUCUAUACAUAUGUUGGAUCGAUUCUCAUAGCUCUAAACCCAUUCAAGUUCUACCCAAUUUACAAUCCGAAGUAUGUGAAGUUAUAUCAGAACAAAAGGAUAGGCUCGAGUCUUCCACCUCACAUAUUUGCUGUGGCCGACGCCGCGUACCACUGCAUGCUCCGAGAGCGAACCAAUCAAUGUAUAGUGAUCAGUGGAGAAAGUGGUUCAGGUAAAACAGAAAGCACGAAUUUCCUUCUGCAUCAUUUAACGGCACUCAGCCAGAAGGGAUCACAUGGAAGUGGUGUAGAACAGACUAUAUUAAGUGCAGGACCCGUCCUAGAAGCAUUUGGUAACGCAAAGACUGCUCAUAAUAACAAUUCCAGUAGGUUUGGUAAGUUCAUACAAGUGAAUUACAAAGAAAAUGGCAUGGUCCAUGGUGCUGUGGUGCAGAAAUAUCUUCUGGAGAAAUCCAGAAUAUGUAGUCAAGGUCGCAAUGAAAGGAAUUAUCACGUAUUUUACUAUUUGUUGGCGGGUGCGUCUGAACAAGAAAAGGAGCAGUUACAUUUACUUAGUGUGGAUAAAUAUAAUUACUUGUCGAGGACUGGCUGUAGUCUGGUCCCCGGUGUUGACGAACAGUACGAGUUUUCAAGGUUAAAGCAAUCUAUGGAUAUGGUGGGCUUCACUAUGGACAAACGGCGACGAUUGUUUGCAGUAUUAUCAGCGGUCCUGCUGUUAGGCAAUGUGGAGUUCCAACCACAGAGAAAAUCAUAUCACCAUGAUGAGGCGGUUGGUGUUAGAAAUCCAGAGGUGGUCUCACUGAUAUCAUCGCUGUUACAUGUCAAACAAGAGACAUUACUGGCCGCUCUGACAUCCAAACGCGCCAGGGCUUCGGGGGAAACCCUCGUCAUCAAUUACAGAAUGCCGGAGGCGAUAGCAACUCGGGACGCUAUGGCCAAAUGUCUUUAUGGUGCUCUGUUUGAUUGGAUUGUGAUGCAAGUGAAUCAUGCAUUGCUGUCCAAGAAAGACACAUUGAGAGAACAUCAGGGCCACAGUAUAGGUGUGCUCGACAUAUUCGGUUUCGAGGAUUUUGGGCCUAACAACAGCUUCGAACAAUUGUGUAUCAACUACGCGAACGAACAUUUACAGUAUUAUUUUAACCAGCACGUAUUCAAAUAUGAACAAGAGGAGUAUCGGCGAGAGGGAAUCCGGUGGACGGAUAUAGGCUUCUCUGAUAAUACACAGUGCUUACAGCUCAUCGAGGGCAAACCUAGCGGGCUCCUCUGCCUUUUAGAUGAUCAGUGCAAUUUCCCAUGGGCGACAAAUGAAACUUUACUGCAGAAAUUCAACUCAGUACACGAAGAUAAUCCAUUUUACGAGAAGCCACAGCGACGAGAGCCAGCUUUUGUAGUCAAACACUACGCGGGCAGAGUUAAAUAUCAGGUAACAGCGAUGCGGGAAAAGAACUUGGACCUGAUGCGGCAGGACAUAGUGAGCGUACUCAAGAACUCGUCAUUAGCGUUCGUGCGAGAGCUGGUGGGAGUGGAUCCUGUUGCAGUUUUCCGCUGGGCCAUCGUACGCGCCUUCUUUAGGGGCUACUUUGCGUUUUUGGAAGCUGGUAGAAAACAUCGAGUGCACAGAGUAGACGGUGCUUCGAGACUUCCGCGCGCUUCCAUACAUGCCCCCAACGACAGCAUCAUCAGCCGAGCCCCCCGCCGCCCCGAGGCGCGGCCCGCUAAGCAUUACAGGAGCGCGGAGUCCCGCGUCCGCCGCACGGAGCGCGACCGUGAGCGCGACGAGCGCCCCUUCGACGAUUCCGACGUCAUGCAGCGCGCCAGCCAGAUCGUCAUGAAGAACAAGUCAUUCAGGCCUCGCGAGCGAGCUAAGAAGGGACUGAAGAACUUACAGAGCGUGAAAACCCUCGCCGGGAGGACGGCUGCGCCUACUGGAAAACGAAAACAACCGCUUACCGUCGCCGCACAGUUUCAGCAUUCGCUUGCUGCGCUUAUGGAAACGCUGAAUCAAGCGAAUCCGUUCUUCAUAAGAUGUAUAAAAUCUAAUAGCGACAAAGUUCCGAAUGUUUUCGACGAGGAAACCGUCCAGCGCCAACUACGGUACACCGGCAUGUUAGAAACGGUCCGGAUAAGGCAGGCUGGCUACAAUGUACGGCUUACAUAUGAGGAGUUCAUACAGCUUUACAGGAUAUUACUGCCGAAGGGUCUGCUCAGCUCACAAUCGGAUGUCAGACACUUUCUUGCAACGCUUAACUUGGACAGGGAUAAUUAUCAGCUAGGCGCUACGAAAAUCUUCAUGCGCGAGAGCGAGCAAACGAAGCUGGAGUACCGGCUUCACCAGCAGAUCAUGGCGUCCAUUAUCGCCAUCCAGCGUUGGUUCCGCGCCGUGCUCGAGCGACGACGCUUCCUCGCCCUCCGCCGCGCCUCGCUCCUCAUACAGGGAUACUACAGGCAAUGGCUAUUGGCUCGAAAUGAAGCUGCAACAAAGGUCCAAGCUUGGUUCAAAGGCAUGCGAGUACGAUUAUGGUACUUGAGGAUAAGAAAAGCGAUCGUAGCAUUCCAAGCGGCCGCUCGCGGCUAUUUACUCAGGAAAUCCUUGCCCAGACUAAGAACACCGCUCGCCUUGCCCCCCACCAAAACAGAGCAUGACAGUAAGACAGUUGUUGAAGAUGUGGAAGAUGACUAUUUUAAGAGCCGACCGCCCAGUCUUGAAGAGAUCAAGAAUAUUAUUGACAUACAGCUGGAUAUGCUGCUACACCGCCGGGCGGAAAAUAUGAGACAACUACGCGCUACGCAAUCCCUUCCGAUAGCAAGUUUGGAGAAAAAGCGAGACGUGUAUACAAACUCCGGUACUGCUCCAUAUGAGUCCAAGAAUGACACACUCUCGCCAAUAAGAUCUAUCGUGCAGCAGCAUCAUCCGAAUGAAAUUAUAACGGAACAAGACACCAAAGCCCCGCUGGAAAGGAAGACGUGGAACGCUAAAGCGGGCGUGGCCGUGCCGAACAUGAUUACCGCUGAAGAUCUCGCCGACGAAUUGGUGUGGCUCAGGAUAGACCAGAACUACAUUAUAGCUAACAAGAUAAAGGCGCCAGACUCAAAUAUAGAAGAGUUACGUGUGGAUCGAAAUAACGACAACUGCAACGUUACAGAAAACAACGAGCCGACUAAAAGCAGCAGUUCAAGACGUAGCUCGCCACAAGUGUAUCAACGAAGUAUGUCGAGCACGAAGCUGGAGUUGCCAACGUCACUGGCCCUGCACAGUUUGCCGCCCGUGCGGAGAGACCCGCGCGACAGUCGCGACCACCGCGACCACCGCGACCACCGCCACCAUCGCCACCACCCGCCGCUGACCGCCGCCGCCAGCGUCUCCGCCAGUGACUAUCAUUAUUUAUUAAUAACUAGCUAUCCCGGCACAUCCACGGCCGCGGUGACUCCCGCGCCCCCCGCCCCCUCCCCCGCCGCCGCCGCCGCCCUCCCCGCCGCCGCCGCCCCCGCGCCGCCCGCCCGCGCCGCGCGCCGCAGCCCGCGGGCUCCGCCCCCGGACGCCGUCGACGCCUCGCAACCGCUGCCGGACCUACUCGAUAUCAAAAGAACGGCGUCGGAGCUGCUGAACCCUGUGUCGCCUGGUCGCGCGUGCAGCCAGGCGGGGGCGGGGGCGGGGGCGGCGGAGGCGGCGCCGGGCCCGCUGCGGCGCCGCAACUCGGACCCCGCCCCCGGCGAGCCGCGCGCGCCCGACCCGCGCUCCACCGACUACAUCGGACAGACCGGCAACGGACUCUUCCGCAUCGCCGGACACAGAUUUCGUAAAGGCUCGAGAUUUGCAAAAGGCGACAACUGCGUGUAUUGUCAUGAGGUGAUCGACGCAUUCAUCACACAAGGCCAACGCUGUAUUGACUGCAAACAAUUGUACCACACCAAGUGUAUACAAAACAAGGGUGUAAUCACCAUGCCGUGCAGCAGCCCAGUCGCGGCCGGCUCUAGAGUACGAACUAAAAACAGAAAACGGAAUAUGAUUAAGGAGUCCAAUCACUACAACACGCUAGCAGACCAGUCCAAAGUACCAUCCAGUUCUAAUUUCAAUUUAACUGGCACCUCAGAGUUUAUGGAUAGAACUGAUAAAAUUAUAUCGGACGCGACUGAAUUGCAAGCAAUGCAAAAUUUUAUCGCAAAGAAAAUAUAUCAAAUGGGAUCAUCGGACAACGACAAACAGUCAGAGGUGGAUAGAGUAUUCAAACACGCAUUAAACGAGUUCAAAGACAACCUAGUAGCGACGUAUAGCGUGGUGGAGACAAGAGGUUCAGCUCUCAAAUACAAGGAUCUAAUUGGGAACUUUCUACACGUGAUGGAGACAGUCUGUGCUCGAGAGGACUCUACCUUGAACAUUACGAUGGGAGUAAACGCCUUCAGAGGUUUCAUGGACGAAUUUAUGAGUCAGCAUGAAACUGACAAGGCUAGAACGAAGAGGAAAAAGGAUAAGAAACGAAAAGUUGACGACCCUAUACAAUACAAGGGACAUACAUUUAUUUUAUCCAUGAUAAACAUUCCUACUGAAUGUGAGAUCUGCAAGACAUUCUUCAUGUGGCCCAUUGAGCGCUCCCUAAUUUGCCAGUCGUGCAAGCUGGCAUCACAUAAAAAGUGUUAUAUGAAGGUGACGAGUCAGUGCCGCAGAGACUCCGGCUCGCGCUCGGCCGCCAUCGUGGGCGCCGUCGGGGCGGGCGGCCGGGAACACCUCGGAUUAUUGCCCAGGGGAAAGGUAUUCGGUGUGCCUCUCUGCGAGUUGCCGACUGGUGAUACUAAUAUACCAAUAGUGGUGGAUCGGCUAAUUACAACGAUAGAAAUGACUGGUCUCUACACAGAGGGACUCUAUAGAAAAAGCGGACUGAGUUCGAAGGUGCGCGAGCUGCGACGGCUGCUGGACGAGCGGCCGGUGGAGGGCGUGGAGCGGCUGGACGCGUACGCGGUGCACGUGCGGGCUUCAGUACUGAAGGGCUUCUUCCGCGACCUGCCCGAGCCGCUUCUCACCUUCGAUCUUUACGACGAUUUCAUCCUCGCCGCCGAGAUCUCCGACCCGCAGGAAAGAGUGUCAAGUAUAUUUACGAUAUUGAAGAAAUUGCCUAAACCUAACUUCGACCUAGUGGAGCGAUUAAUAUUUCACUUAGCCAGAGUGGCGUUGGGCGAAGAUCACAACAGAAUGGGUCCGAACGCCCUGGCCAUUGUGUUCGCGCCGUGUAUCCUGCGCACGCACAAAGUGCAGCCCGCCCAGGACUCGCUGCACGACAUCGCGCGACAGACGGCCUGCCUCGAGGCCAUCCUGCACGACAAGAUGCGCACCGUGCGUGGGAUGCUUCAAGACAUUGCGACAUUGGAUACGGCCUGUCACACAGCCACCAACCGUUUGUCGUCACUGCGCACGCUCUCACAAUCUGCCGCCCCGCGGCCCGAGGAGCAGAUCCUGGUCGGACACAUCCACGAGAUACAAAAGGAGAAGGCCAUCCUCACAUCCAACCUCCCGACUCUCAUCAGGGCGACAUCCGACGACGACCUGCUGUCAACAACGGACCAUGACGGCGAAUUCGGCAGUUCCGAUGACCUCAGCGCGGGCGCGGCCUCUCUGCGUUCUCAACGUCUGCUUCACCGCCAGCUCUCCUCAGACGACCCCAUUAUGGUUUAACUUUUCCAUCCGCAUCAUUACUACACUACCUUGCCACCGUCCGCUACCUAUUCAAUUCAACCUCAGCUCAGUGGCGUUUCUAUCAUGACAGAAAAAUCGGUUUCGUCCUACUGAGAUAUAUAAUAUUUUUGUAGGCAAAGCUCGCUGUUUUAGCUAUACAAUACAAAAAUCAACUCUUUAAUUUUCACGCGCUACACUUAGGAAUAUACAUUUAUUCAUAUAUGGUGGAUUUACUACAAUAAGCCAGCUACUAACUCAGCCAAUCAAUCUCCCUGACAAUGUACAGCUAAAAAAAUACGGCACCUGUUCCAUUCAGAAGUUAACCAAGCCAGUACCUAACCAAUCCGCGUAACGCUCGACGUAACCUGCGGUGUACAUAAUAAAAGCAUGAUAUUCCAGUUAAACUUAGCGUAAUCAAGUUGUAUGUUGCUAAUAUAUGUACCCCUAUUUCUAAUGCCCAGUUUACAUAACUAUGCGUAUUUAGUAGAGAUAUAUGACAACUGACUAUUAUAGAAUUCGUAUAGUAGGAUUAUAAUCGUAAAUAAAGCUCGCUUUCUAGUACUACAAGUAAACGUUAUAAUAAUGUAAAUGGGUCUAACUUGGUAGGUCUGAGUUUAGUGUUAAAUGGGUGAGCCUUAAUAUAUGGUGUAUUGUAAACACGCCAUAGUACAAGCUCUCAUCUUAUGACAAUUAACACCGCAGUAGUAAAUAGUCCAUUUAUGAUUUGCAAUUAGUGUAAUCUUUUGUUGGGGUAGUUUACAAUGUCACACAUGACAGGAAAGUUUAGUCUCACAAUAGUAGUGGAUUUUAAGCCGUUUUUAUGCUUUUUUUAGCAACGAUUUCAUUUGUUUCUCAAUUAUAAUAUUAUCUAUCAAUAUUUCAAUAUAGUAUAAUAGCCAACCAGAAACCUUGUAAUGUUUCUGUUCUUAGUAUAAUAUAUAUAUAUAUAUAUAUAUGAUGGGUGUUGAUUUACUUUUAAAUACUUUAUCGAAGGCA